This is a messenger RNA of Athalia rosae (coleseed sawfly), 2171 nucleotides long. RefSeq names its product maltase 2-like. The transcript has a single exon. Gene Ontology annotation, biological process: carbohydrate metabolic process. The record is from RefSeq and is a predicted model, not a curated record. The coding region runs from base 187 to 1932 and encodes 581 amino acids. Lineage: Eukaryota; Metazoa; Arthropoda; Insecta; Hymenoptera; Athaliidae.
UCGUUUUUGAAAAGCCAUUAGAAUUUCGAAUAAAAUUCCAAGCGCUAAAGAUAAAGUACUCGAUGUUGUCCGUUAAUGAUAAAGGGUUUUUCAAGUUUCGAUUAUUUUUUCACCAGUUACUUCGGUAUACAUACCAAGCAGCGGACUUGCUGAUCUCAUUUCCAACGACGAAUCGUAAUUAACGUCAUGCUGCAACGAUUGACAAUAUUAUUUGUUGCGGUGGUGAACGUUCGCGCCUGCGGAACGAGAACGGAAACUAUCUCAAGCAAUGAUUGGUGGAAAACGACAGCUUUUUAUCAAAUCUAUCCGAGAAGCUUCAAGGACAGCGAUGGGGACGGUGUUGGCGAUCUGAACGGAAUUACCAGUAGAUUGGAGCACCUGGCUGACGCGGGAGUUGGCGCGUUUUGGAUAUCACCGAUUUAUCCGAGUCCGAUGGCUGAUUGGGGAUACGACGUAUCAAACUUUACGGAUGUUGAUCCCACUUUUGGCACCCUCGAUGAUUUCGACAGGCUUGUUACGAAGGCGAAAACUCUCGGCUUGAAGGUGAUUCUGGAUUUCGUGCCGAAUCAUAGCUCCGAUCGGCACGAAUGGUUUGACAAAAGUGUCCGGCGCGUGGACCCCUACACCGAUUAUUACAUUUGGCACGACGGAAGAGAAGGUCCAAAUGGAACUAAUCUACCACCGAACAAUUGGCUAAGCGGCGUCUUGGGAUCCGCCUGGGAAUGGAACGAAGAAAGAAGUCAGUAUUAUUAUCAUAUAUUCGGCAAGGGACAGCCUGAUCUCAAUUACAGAAACGAAAAUGUAAGAAGGGAGAUGAGGGACGUUCUUUCGUUCUGGUUGAAAAGAGGUGUGGAUGGCUUCCGUAUAGAUGCGAUUAACCAGAUGUUCGAGAAUGAGGAGCUUGAAGACGAGCCUCCGUCUAAUGAGGAAAACGCGACAGCCGGAUCCUACAAUUCUCUCAAUCAUACCUUCACCUGUGAUUUGAAUGAAACCUACUCGGUUCUCCAAUCGUGGAGGGAACUUCUCGACGAGUAUUCCGAGGUGACUAACACCGCCAGUAAAGUGAUAUUAUCCGAGGCAUGGGCCAGAAUAGAUUUGGUGAUGAAGUAUUACACCUACGGUUCCAACCUACCCUUCAAUUUCGAGUUCAUUUUCUACGCUGGGAAGGAUUCAACCGCCGUAGAGCUGAAAAAUCUCAUUUACCAAUGGCUCGAUAACAUGCCCGAGAAUUACGUCGCGAAUUGGGUAAUCGGAAAUCAUGACCACAGGCGUGUCGCUUCCAGAUUCGGCACGGAUCGUGCGGAUCAGAUGACAGUUCUUUGCUCGAUUCUCCCCGGGAUCGUUGUCACGUACUACGGGGAUGAAAUCGGCAUGCUCGACGGCGAAAUAUCCUGGGAGGAGAGUGUCGAUCCGUUGGCUUGCAACAGUGACAGAGACCAUUACGAACUGUACACUCGUGACCCGGCGAGAACUCCGUUCCAAUGGGACAAUUCAACCAGUGCGGGAUUUUCGUCUAAAAAUGAAACAUGGCUUCCGGUUAAUGAGAAUUACAUGUCUCUCAACCUCGAGGCUCAAAAGGCAGCGGGGCACUCACACUAUCGUGUUUACCAGGCCAUGAUGGAACUGAGAAAGUUGGAUAUACUGCAGCGAGGAUCUUUGAUCGUGGAGGUUUUGGGUGACAAUGUCCUAGCUGUUGUCCGAACAGUUACCGGAGCGUCUCCGAUAAUCGCGCUAUUGAACUGUGACAGAACCUCACGGAUAGUUAACGUCACGGACGAGCUCGACGAAAUGAUCGUCUACACUUCGAGUGUCGCCUCCGAUAUCGUUCCGGGAAGCAGGAUAUCCACUAAAAACUAUCAAUUGCAAAGUGCCGCAACGGUGGUUCUCACUUCCGAAAAAUUGUACAAUAUCGUCAAGGGACGAGUGCCGUAAGUUAGGAUUUCUGAUACAGCGGCUAUUCGGUAGGAUAUUUUUCAAAAAAUAAAGAACAAAAAAAAGAACAACGGAAGGAAAUACGUGGUAUCUUCCUACUAUCGGUUAUUAAAAAAAUACGCAGUGAUAAAAGGAGAUGAUCAAUCACAAUUUCUAGCGCUACACAAAAGUAUGAAGCUUUAUCGGCAAAUUACUGUCCGUAAAAAAAAAGUAAAAGUGUUAUGGUUGAUUCCAGGAAA